AUUCAGCAGUCAGUUCAGUGUUGCCCACAGGCCGUUCAAUUCUAAACUCGUUAGUGAUAAGCUCAUCUUCUCAUUGAGCAGGUCAGCAAGCCAAGUCUAAGCAAUUUUCUGGUUGACUUCAGAGGCGACAUUCAAGAAAUAACCCUUCCAACGCCAUGGACAUCUUCAAACCACCGGAUCAAACGAUGUCGGUGACGAUUAUUCUUUUCUACGUGUUCAUCACAGCGUUCAUGCUGCUAUCGUACAACCCGAAACCGCGCAAAAUACUGGAAUCGAUCAAAAGCUUCCUGCUACAUCUGGCUCAUCUUAGUAAGAGCGUCGUUUCAUCGACCAUACACGUCGCGCCGGAUGUGAUACCAACGAAUCAAACGGAGCCGGUUUACACCGUUUGGGACAUUCCGGGGCCGAAGCGGUGGCCUCUGGUCGGAACGAAAUGGAUGUACUUCACCGGACGAUACAAGCUCAGCAAAAUGCACGAUGCGUUCGUUGAUCUGCACAAGCGCUAUGGGAAAAUUGUGCUCGAGCUCGAUUCCGUACCGGUCGUCAAUCUGUUCGAUCGGGCUGAUAUGGAAAAGGUUCUGAGAUAUCCUAGCAAGUAUCCCUAUCGGCCGCCGACGGAGAUUGUUGAGUACUAUAGGAGAAGCAGACCGGAUCGGUUUGCUAGUACGGGAAUUGUGAACACGCAAGGCGAGCAGUGGCACGAGUUACGCGUAAAGCUAACAUCAGGGAUUAUGUCCCGAAAAAUGUUGCAGGCAUUUAUCCCGACGUUGAACGAAAUAGGAGAUGAGUUUGUAAACCUAAUUCGUCAGAAGCGAGAUGAAAAUAACUGCGUGAAGGAUUUUCAGGACGUCGCAAAUACGGUUGGACUUGAAAUUAUAUGUUGCUUCGUGUUAGGUCGUCGGAUGGGAUAUAUGAGCGGAGACAAGCAGAAGAAUGAAAAUUUUGCUAAAUUAGCCGAAGCUGUGAAAUCUACUUUCGUAUAUAUCAGCCAGAGUUACUACGGGGUGAAGCUUUGGAAAUAUUUCCCAACCAAGCUGUAUCGAGACUAUGUGCGUUGCGAGGAAAUCAUUUAUGACACAAUUGCCGACAUUGUCAAUGAGGCACUCACCGAGGAACAGGAGAAGUGUGCGGAUGACGACUUGCGAGGCAUUUUCCUCGACAUUCUUCAAUCCGAAGGGUUGGAUAAAAAAGAUAAGAUUGUUGGCAUAAUCGAUUUGAUUCAUGCUGCGAUUGAAACGUUUUCCAACACCUUCUCGUUUCUACUGAACAACCUGACACAUCAUCCGGAUUGGCAAGUUCGCAUUGCCCAAGAGUUUAGAAGUAGUCCCGAGGCCGUCACUAGCAACGACCUGACAAAUGCGUCCUUCACAAGGGCCUGCAUCAAAGAAUCGUACAGAAUUUCCCCCACGACACCUUGUUUGGCUCGAAUUCUCGAGGAAGAUUUCGUUCUUUCGGGAUACCACCUGAAAGCGGGGACGGUAGUUCUGUGUCACACACGGGUGUCAUGUCAGAGUGAUGAUAAUUUCCAGCAAGCAAAUGCAUUUCAACCGGAGAGAUGGCUUGACCAGGUAGACGAAAACCACAACGUGUACAAAUUAGACGAACCAGGAGCUUCGCUGGUGCUUCCAUUCGGAACCGGUCGACGAAUGUGUCCCGGUAACAAAAUCAUCGAAAUCGAACUAACGCUUAUUAUGGCGAAGAUUUUCCAACAAUUCGAAGUUGAAUACCACAGCCAACUGGAUACGCAGUUCCAAUUCCUGCUAGCGCCAGGCACACCCAUUGAGAUUAUCUUUAGAGAUCGCGACUGAGAGUAUACUAAAUAGUCUAAGGCUUUCCAGCAAAUUCCCUUCAAACAAACCUGUUAUCUAUUGUGAUUAAGUGUUCUAGUGUUAACUAUGCGUAACGUGAAUUCUUUGGUACGAAGCAAGGGAGACAAACCGAUAGAAUCAUAUUGAUUAUUUCUGUUCAAACAGAUUGUUGAUCUGUGUACUAUUACAACUGAUUGUUCGCUAGCAGUUUAUGCAACUGAUUCAAGUAGAUGUGUAUAUUAAAGUUAACGUGUAACACCUUUAAUUUAUUGCUUUUGUACAGACGAUAAGGUAUACUUUUUAUAGAAU
This is a messenger RNA of Ochlerotatus camptorhynchus, 2117 nucleotides long. RefSeq names its product shade (gene shd). The record is from RefSeq and is a predicted model, not a curated record. The coding region runs from base 156 to 1808 and encodes 550 amino acids. The transcript is spliced from 8 exons. Gene Ontology annotation, molecular function: iron ion binding; monooxygenase activity; oxidoreductase activity, acting on paired donors, with incorporation or reduction of molecular oxygen. NCBI's taxonomy places the organism in Eukaryota, Metazoa, Arthropoda, Insecta, Diptera, Culicidae.